CUUGGCUGUCAAACCAAUCGCAUGUCUCUUUUUGGCCAGCUCUAUCCCAUUGUGUGCGUGUGUUCCUUUCGCUACCGACGGAUACAACUGAUUCUGAAAAUUAGUGUAAAUCAUUAAUUAGGAUACAGACUAGGCUACCUGCGCCGGAAAACCGUGAUCAAUCGCCGCCAUCGAGGAAUAUGUCUUUCCUUUUCCAUUUCGGAGAUCUGCUGUUGGAUGGCAAAGACCCUGUCGACGAUAGCGUCGAUAAAAUUCAUCGACGUUGCACCAUCGUCUUCUUGCUGUUGCUCUCUCUUCCACUGUUCACGAAGCAGUUUGCGGGCGAGCCGAUUGAGUGCUUCACGCCCACUUAUUUCACGGAAGCCCAGUCACGCUACGUCAAUUCUUACUGUUGGACCGUUUCGACUUUCUACCUGGACCAAGGUCAACAGCAAUCGCAGCAACCGCCUUCAACGAGCGGCAAUGGCGAUGCUAAGAGAACGGCAUACGAUGCCGAUGGUGGCGAUGCCAGAGUGCAUUCAGUUGAUUAUAUGGACGAAUAUGAGAUUCCAUUGUCAAUUCAGCAGGGAAGCCAACGAGUACAGGUGAAAGUCAAUUACUACCAAUGGGCGCCGAUGAUAUUACUGGGCAAAGCCAUCACAUUCUACGUGCCCUUCGCCAUCUGGAAAUCUCUGGCACGUCGAAGAGGCAUCUCUCUUCGACAGCUCAUGAAACGCAUCACGCGUUUAAGUGAAAUCAGUCCAAGUCAUCCCGAUCGAUGCAAUCUGCUGCACGAAAUCUUGGAACAAUUCCAUUUCCUGGUGAGCGCGACCAACAGGCAAUCGGGCGCCGCGAAUAAAGCACCACGCACAGCCUCUCAUCCCGUCAGGCUAACUAUGCAACAAAGUCAGCUGUUCAUAACGUUCCUCUUCAUCAAAAUUCUCUACUUGCUCAACGUUCUACUUCAGUUCUACUUGCUAGUGACCUUUCUCGGUGACGAUUACCUGACGCACGGCUUGGAAAUUGUGAGACACUUGUGGACGAAAAGGACGUGGUGGACCAGCCCACGUUUCCCCCUUCAAACGUUGUGUUCUGUGAGAGCUGCCCAGCAAGGAUCGCUUCGUUUAUACCAGUGCCAUUGUGUCCUGCCCAUUAAUUUAUUCAACGAAAAGAUCUGUUCGAUUUGGUGGUUCUACAUUGUGGCGCUCCUACCCCUGACUAUCACAAGUUUGGCAGUUUGGUGCUACAGGAAUGGCUUGAUUUCUGUUCGCACGGAAUUUGUUGAACAUUAUUUACUAACCAACAUGAAUAACGACGAAGAAGAUGACAAUCGGCGACGCGAUUGCCGUUCUUUUACCAUCGAUUAUUUGGGUUGUGAUGGAGUUUUCGUCCUACGUUUGAUCGAGAUUAACCACGGCAGCACCACGCUCAGGACGAUCGUCAGGGAACUCUACAAACGCAGAAGAUCCAGCCAAUACGUUGUCCGAACGCCGGAACCCGGUAAUCCAGCCCUUGUUCCUACCGUUGCCGUUGCUAUACCACAGCUACAGACGUACACGCCGAUCAGUUCUCGGUUGACGGAAGGCCAACCCAAGAUACAUCCGUCUAGUCCAGGUGCCCAGCCGUUGUCUCGGCGAUUGAGUGGCAUCGCUUCGCGGCCAGCACCUUUCCAACGGAUGAGAUCAAGGCUUUCACUGCAGGGCCAUUCAGUCCACUCGAUGAGUGUCGCAUAAUUGAUUAUCUCUUUUAUUGUUUGUGAUAAUUGAAAUUCACAGAGGAAUGUGGAUUCGAUCUGGCGGAUUCGAAUAAGCUUUCCAAAGGACAUUCGAGAACAUUGAUUUUCUCUUAGCCACAGCGCAUUUUUUCAACCACUGCUGGAAAAUAACUAAUUGCUCGAGAAUAUUGGGUUCACUUUCAAUUUAAAUUAGGCUAUAUUAAAUGGUGAAGCGAAGCCUUGUGCAUAAUUAGUCAGGGGAGCGUGUUCUCUUUCUUUGACUCAAUGAAACUUUCAUUGUCUAUUCCCUCAAUAGGUUGAUGCGUGUCACAGAGUGUUGUAAAUAUCUUUGCUAUUGGCUGGAAUACACUGUGUAUAUGGUCA
This is a messenger RNA of Daphnia magna, 2077 nucleotides long. RefSeq names its product innexin unc-9. The record is from RefSeq and is a predicted model, not a curated record. The transcript is spliced from 5 exons. Gene Ontology annotation, molecular function: gap junction channel activity. Bases 180 to 1712 code for a protein of 510 amino acids. NCBI's taxonomy places the organism in Eukaryota, Metazoa, Arthropoda, Branchiopoda, Diplostraca, Daphniidae. Gene Ontology annotation, cellular component: gap junction; plasma membrane.